Molecule: messenger RNA, 1672 nt
Organism: Bufo gargarizans (Asiatic toad)
Lineage: Eukaryota; Metazoa; Chordata; Amphibia; Anura; Bufonidae
Gene: TBP
Product: TATA-box binding protein
Exons: 8
Coding region: 215-1111 (298 amino acids)
Biological process (GO): DNA-templated transcription initiation
Molecular function (GO): RNA polymerase II general transcription initiation factor activity; DNA binding
Source: RefSeq, a predicted model, not a curated record
GCGGCGAGUAAGUCAUUGUGCGCAUGUUCAGUAGCUAGUGGCGCCGGCGGAAUGGCGUGAGGGAAGCUUGGCAAGCAUUGAGCGUAGCCUGUUCGUCUUCCCGCAGAUCGGGUGAGCAUUUGGGAUGAUUCAAUGAAAUUCAUCGGCCUGGAAACGUGAAAAAGAAACCUCUUUCUUCAGUUAAUCUGCUCCUUGGAGAGGUGCCACAGCGAAGAUGGAUCAGAACAAUAGUUUGCCCCCUUUCCAGGGACUACCAUCCCCCCAGGGAGCAAUGACACCUGGAAUCCCUAUCUUCAGUCCUAUGAUGCCCUAUGGUAGUGGCUUGACGCCUCAACCUGUACAAACAACCAACAGUUUGUCGAUUCUUGAAGAACAGCAGAGACAGCAACAGCAGCAAGCUCAGCAGUCGACAUCCCAGCAAGGCACUCAAGGGUCCGGCCAAACCCCUCAAUUGUUUCACUCACAGACUCUAACUACAGCACCUCUUCCAGGCAAUACACCUCUGUACCCCUCCCCUAUGACCCCCAUGACUCCUAUCACGCCAGCCACUCCUGCAUCUGAAAGUUCUGGGAUUGUGCCUCAGUUACAGAAUAUUGUCUCCACAGUGAAUCUUGGCUGCAAAUUGGACUUAAAAACGAUUGCACUUAGAGCUCGAAAUGCUGAAUAUAAUCCAAAGCGUUUUGCUGCAGUAAUUAUGAGGAUCAGAGAACCACGUACUACGGCGCUUAUAUUUAGCUCGGGUAAAAUGGUUUGCACAGGAGCUAAAAGUGAAGAACAAUCUCGGUUAGCAGCCAGAAAAUAUGCUCGAGUUGUACAGAAAUUGGGAUUCCCAGCCAAGUUUUUAGACUUUAAAAUCCAAAAUAUGGUGGGCAGCUGUGAUGUGAAGUUCCCGAUCAGAUUAGAGGGUCUCGUGCUUACGCAUCAACAGUUCAGCAGCUAUGAACCAGAGUUAUUUCCUGGUCUCAUUUACAGAAUGAUCAAGCCAAGAAUUGUUCUACUGAUUUUCGUGUCUGGAAAGGUUGUAUUGACUGGUGCUAAAGUUAGAGGAGAGAUCUAUGAAGCUUUUGAAAACAUAUAUCCUAUUCUUAAAGGCUUUAGAAAAACGACAUAACGGCUGCUUUUGCAAUUUUAACUUUUUGUAUAUGUUUUGCAAAGUAGACUCCUUUCUACCUGGUUUGGCGUACCGUUAUAUGAAGAGAUGGACUCUAGUUACAUAUGGUGUUCCACUGACUUCAGUAUGUUCCUGUCACUCUUUCACAUUUUAUUUUAUUGCCAAAUGGUCAGGGUAAUGCAGGUUUUAUGUGACAGGUUUGUUUUAAUGUUUUUAUAAAAAAAUAAUAAUCUGAUCCCGCAUUUUACUCAGUUCUCAAUGUGUAAUUUACAGACAAUAAGUAUUUUUAUUUUGUUACUUUGCAUCUCUAGGAAGGAGUUCAGCAUUUGUAAAUAUGCUACCUGUGCCCUGUAUUCUUCCCCUACGGGUCAUUCUUAGUAGUUAGUCUGCUGUAUUUCUUUGUUCAGCCUAACGUCCCCCUUUUUAAAUACUCUUUAAUUUUAAGCCAUUGUAUGUAAAUUUCUCCAAAGCCAUUUUUAUGAUUGAUUACCUUUUUGUGCCAGAAACAUUCCUGAAUUUCAGUGUUUAGUUGGACAAAAUAAAAUUUUAUUGUUCUCUGAA